AUGGAGAAAAGCGAACAAGUACCGGAGACAGGGACUUGGCCCUCCGCCCAGGCAGCCGCCGCGUCCAGGGGCGGCCGCGCGCGAUGCGGCGCUGAUGGCAUGGCUCGGCCGACUCGCGCUGCGUUCCCUCCGGGCCGCACGGAUAGAGGAGGGCGCCGAGAAGAGGGGCAGGGCUCAGGAGACAAGAAGAAGAGAGACGAUAAGAUCGUGCAGAAGAAGGAAGAGAAGCCACAGGUGGCCGCUCCCGAGGAGACCGUGCAGCAAGCAGAGGAGAGCGGGCCUCCCAAGAAGAAGAAGGGUGUGGGCGGCGCGCCCAAGAAGAAAAAGUGA
Messenger RNA from Prorocentrum cordatum, 330 nucleotides. Lineage: Eukaryota; Dinophyceae; Prorocentrales; Prorocentraceae. The record is from the annotation of a GenBank genome assembly.